AUGCUGAUGCAGGAGUCGGAGCUGAUAGUCAGGAGGAUUCGCGAUGGUACCGUGAUCGAUCACAUAGAUGCGGGCAGGGGCCUUCAGGUACUGGACGCGCUGGGCGUUGACGGCCUGGACGGCAGCCUGAUCACCGUUGCGCUCAACGUGCCCAGCGGGAAGUUCAAAAAGAAGGACAUCAUAAAGGUCGAGAACAUGUUUCUCCAGGGCGACGACACCAACAAGCUUGCGAUAAUCGCGCCCUCGGCCACGGUCAACAUCAUCAAGAACUACAAGCUUGUGGAGAAGCGCAGGGUAUCGCUGCCAAACGAGAUAGGCCGCAUAUUCCGGUGCUCGAACCCUGGCUGCAUCACAAACAGCCGGGAGCACAUCGAGUCCGUGAUGGAUGUGGUGGACAGGGAGGGUGUGAUCCUCAAGUGCAGGUACUGCCGACGCACGCUGGACGUAAGCCAGCUGGAAUAUAAUUAA
Messenger RNA from Geodia barretti, 468 nucleotides. The record is from the annotation of a GenBank genome assembly. Lineage: Eukaryota; Metazoa; Porifera; Demospongiae; Tetractinellida; Geodiidae.